GUCAUAUGACAUCCUUCCAUUCUCACCGCGCAUGCGCGGCUCAGGGAGCGCGCGGCGAUCGACUGUGUGCUGUGUCCCUCGGGCACAGCGGAUCACGGAAAGAACCGAAGAUGUCGGCUCGGUCAUGUGAUCAGCUGUGUCCAAUCACAGCUGAUCACAUCUGUCACGCUGACAGGGCACUGAUGAUCAGUGUGGCCCCAGAAGUGCCAGCAGUCAGUGCCCAUCAGUGCCACAUAUCAGUGCAUACCAGUGCACAUCAAUGCCACAUAUCAGUGCCCAUCUGAGCUGCCUUUCAAUGUCACCCAUCAGUUCCAGUCAGUGCCACCUAUCAAUACCAAUCAGUGCUGCCUAUCAGUGCCAUAUAUCAGUGUCAUGUAUCAGUGCUGCCUUUCAGUGCCCAUCAGUGAUGCCUCUCAAUGCCCAUCAGUGCCACCUACCAGUGCCUCCUCAUCAGUGCCACCUAUCAGUGCCCAUCACUGCAGCCCCAUUAGCGCACAUCAGUG
Messenger RNA from Staurois parvus, 503 nucleotides. NCBI's taxonomy places the organism in Eukaryota, Metazoa, Chordata, Amphibia, Anura, Ranidae. The record is from the annotation of a GenBank genome assembly.